UGAAAUAAUAAGGCAAAAUUACUAAAAUGGGGCGGCAAAAUUGAAUCCAAUCAAUGAUUCCAGCCGCAGUUGGGAGUUCUCCUCCUGGUAUAAAUAGCCCCCAAACCAAAUCCCCAUCAAACACACUCACUCAUACUCAUCAUCAUCUACAGCUCAACAAAGCACUAAUCCCACUCCCAGCAAUUUCGACACAGUUGUGAGGUAGACAAAUCGAGAUGACGAAGGAUGUAGAGGUGGGCGGUCACGGUCACGGACACGACUACGGCGCAAAGGACUACCAAGACCCGCCGCCGGCGCCGCUAAUCGACAUGGAGGAGUUGGGCAAAUGGUCACUCUACAGGGCGGCCAUCGCCGAAUUCAUCGCAACCCUCUUGUUCCUCUACGUCACCGUGCUCACCGUCAUCGGCUACAAGAGCCAGAGCGCCGCCGACCAGUGCGGCGGCGUCGGCAUCCUCGGCAUCGCCUGGGCUUUCGGCGGCAUGAUCUUCGUCCUCGUCUACUGCACCGCCGGCAUUUCCGGGGGCCACAUUAACCCGGCCGUGACAUUCGGGCUGCUCCUGGCCCGCAAGGUGUCGCUGGUUCGGGCCUUGCUGUACAUUGUGGCGCAGUGCUUGGGAGCCAUCUGCGGCUGUGGGCUGGUCAAGGCCUUCCAGAAGACCUACUACGUGCAGUACGGCGGCGGCGCCAACGAGCUCAGCGACGGCUACAGCACCGGCACCGGAGUGGCGGCCGAGAUCAUCGGCACUUUCGUUCUUGUCUACACCGUCUUCUCCGCCACCGACCCCAAGAGAAAUGCCAGAGACUCCCACGUCCCUGUUUUGGCGCCACUUCCAAUUGGAUUCGCAGUGUUCAUGGUUCACUUGGCCACAAUCCCGGUUACCGGCACUGGGAUCAACCCGGCCCGGAGCUUCGGCGCCGCCGUGAUUUACGGCAAAGAUAAGGCAUGGGACGACCAGUGGAUUUUCUGGGUGGGACCGUUGGUGGGAGCAGCCAUUGCUGCAAUCUACCACCAGUUCGUAUUGAGGGCAGGAGCGGUGAAGGCUCUGGGAUCAUUCCGGAGCUCUUCCUAUAACUAAGGACUGCAAUAUUUAGUGUGUGUGUGCAGUUUGGCACUUAUUUUAAAACGUGCCCGAAUUUGAUGUUGUAUUUUUCGUUUGUUUAUGGUUUCUCCUCUCCUCUGCUUUAGCACUAAAUCUAGUGCUUUAUGCAUCCAAGUAAUAAAGUUUACCAUUUCCCCGAUUUGUA
Salvia miltiorrhiza (redroot sage) is the source of this 1245-nucleotide messenger RNA. Its product is annotated as aquaporin PIP2-4-like. Gene Ontology annotation, molecular function: water channel activity. The transcript has 4 exons. Gene Ontology annotation, cellular component: plasma membrane. Lineage: Eukaryota; Viridiplantae; Streptophyta; Magnoliopsida; Lamiales; Lamiaceae. The record is from RefSeq and is a predicted model, not a curated record. The coding region runs from base 216 to 1076 and encodes 286 amino acids. Gene Ontology annotation, biological process: transmembrane transport.